Molecule: messenger RNA, 682 nt
Organism: Cephus cinctus (wheat stem sawfly)
Lineage: Eukaryota; Metazoa; Arthropoda; Insecta; Hymenoptera; Cephidae
Product: E3 ubiquitin-protein ligase RNF181
Exons: 2
Coding region: 195-644 (149 amino acids)
Biological process (GO): protein ubiquitination
Cellular component (GO): cytoplasm
Molecular function (GO): ubiquitin protein ligase activity
Source: RefSeq, a predicted model, not a curated record
GACUCUUCUAUCAGCAUUAUCCCUGGCGUAAGUAUUACAGUAUUCUCAUAUGACUAGACUGUUUUGACAACACACUCGUGAAAAGUUCCACUCAAAUAUCUAGUGUAGUCAAAGUGUCCUAAAAUUACAAAUUUCUUUUGGCUCAAAUCAGUUUGCCACAUUUAUCGUAAACACCGUUAAUUGUUUAAUACAAAAUGUCUGAUUAUUUCGACGAAAUGGGUUGGACUCCACUUCGCGAAGGUGAAGCACCCAAUCACUUUCUACACAUGGCGCGAUUAUUGCGCGAUUUUGGAAUGUGGGAACAACUCGGUCAACAUGAAAGAUUACCGCCACCAGCUUCAAAAUCAGCACUGGAAUCAUUGGAGGAGAAGAAAGUUACGUCGGAUGAUACGCACGUGUCCCGACAAUGUCCUGUAUGUCUAAAGGAAUUUGAGAUUGGUAAUUUGGUAAAGACAUUACCAUGUCGUCAUACAUUUCAUAAGGAAUGUAUUGUACCUUGGUUGGAGAAGACAAACUCCUGUCCCCUAUGUAGGUACGAGUUACCGACAGACGAUGAAGAUUACGAAUUGUACAGAAAAGAGAAACAGCGCGCAGUGGAACGCGAGAAAGACAUUGAGACUCUACAUAAUUCAAUGUUUUCAUAGUAUAGACUUUAUCGGAAAUAAAUUAAUAUAUUCCAAGA